Arxiozyma heterogenica is the source of this 1548-nucleotide messenger RNA. It is a transcript of the gene RRB1, whose product is annotated as ribosome biosynthesis protein RRB1. Gene Ontology annotation, biological process: ribosome biogenesis. The record is from RefSeq and is a predicted model, not a curated record. NCBI's taxonomy places the organism in Eukaryota, Fungi, Ascomycota, Saccharomycetes, Saccharomycetales, Saccharomycetaceae. Gene Ontology annotation, molecular function: protein binding. The transcript has a single exon. Bases 1 to 1548 code for a protein of 515 amino acids. Gene Ontology annotation, cellular component: nucleolus.
AUGUCCAAGAGAGUUAUUGAUAGAGAAGAUCCUGAACAAGAAAGAAAUGUUUUUGCUAAAUCAAAAAAUGGAUCUGGUCCGACUAGUGUUAAUCAGAAUGGAAAUGAUGUCGAUAUGAUUGCAGAUGAUGGUCAAUUUAGUGAUGAUUUUGAAAGUGAUGAGGAAAUUAUCGAAUUAGAUGACGAAGAAGAUAUUGAGUUAGAUGGUGAUGAGGAGAAAUUGACCGAGAUGUCUUUGGAGAAAGCUGAACAAUUGCUGAAGAAGGACGAGGAAAACUCAAAUAAAAAAGGUCAAGAAUUAUACUUACCUCAUAUGAGUCGUCCCUUAGGCCCAGAUGAAGUGUUAGAAGCCGACCCUACGGUGUAUGAAAUGUUACAUAACGUUAAUAUGCCAUGGCCAUGUUUAACUUUGGAUAUUAUCCCGGAUAAUUUAGGUUCUGAACGUAGAAGUUAUCCACAAUCUCUUCUAAUGACUACCGCUACUCAAGCAUCAAGAAAGAAAGAAAACGAACUAAUGGUUUUAAAUCUAUCUCAAUUGAGUAAGACCUUAGUGAAGGAUGAUGAUGAAAAUGAUGACGAUGAAGAUAAUGAAGACGAUGAUCUUGAUCCAAUCAUUGAAAAUGAAAACAUACAAUUAAGAGACACUACAAACAGAUUAAAAGUUUCUCCAUUUGCAUCUGUUAAUCAAGAAGUGUUAACUGCCACUAUGAGUGAAAGUGGUGAGGUUUACAUAUUUGAUCUUGCACCACAAUCUAAAGCUUUUUCUUCUCCAGGUUACCAAAUCCCAAAAACAGCAAAAAAACCAAUUCAUACAAUUAGAAAUCAUGGAAAUGUAGAGGGUUAUGCUGUCGAUUGGUCACCUUUAAUUAAAUCUGGUUCCCUUUUAACUGGUGACUGUUCUGGUUUAAUUUAUCACACACAAAGACACACAUCUAAAUGGGUCACAGAUAAAACUCCAUUUACUGUAGGUAAUAACAAAUCAAUUGAAGAUAUCCAAUGGUCUACUACCGAAAAUACUGUAUUUGCUACAGCCGGUUGUGAUGGGUUCAUCAGAAUUUGGGAUACAAGAUCUAAAAAGCAUCAACCAGCACUAUCUGUUAAAGCAUCAAAGACAGAUGUCAAUGUCAUUAGUUGGUCAUCUAAAUUAGGUUACUUGUUAGCAAGUGGAGAUGAUAAUGGUUCAUGGGGUGUAUGGGAUCUAAGACAGUUCUCACCAUUAAAUAUUAAUAAUGUUCAACCUGUGGCACAAUACGACUUUCAUAAAGGUGCCAUCACAUCCAUCAGCUUCAAUCCGUUAGAUGAAUCCAUUAUUGCUGUUGCAUCCGAAGAUAAUACUGUGACAUUAUGGGAUUUAUCUGUUGAGGCUGAUGAUGAAGAAAUUAAACAACAAGCUGCUGAAACGAAAGAGUUAGAACAAAUUCCACCACAAUUAUUGUUUGUUCAUUGGCAAAAGGAAGUUAAAGAUGUUAAGUGGCACAAACAAAUCCCAGGUUGUUUAGUCAGUACUGGUACUGAUGGGUUAAACGUUUGGAAGACUAUCAGUGUGUAA